UGCUACACAAUUAUUCCGUAAAGUAAAAUCUUCCUUAAGUUGAUUUGAAAAGUAUCAUGAUAAUUCUUAUUUUCGAUUAAACAUUUGCUCAACACUUAAAACGAGGUUGUUUGUCACACUUACUCGUGACAAUCCAAUAUAUCUCCUAGUCUAUACAUAAAUGUAAACUUUCCAUUUUCUUUGCCUAAUUUAUGUCAUACAGAUGAAGCUGUCUCAAAUAAUUGUUUAUGAGGUUAGUAUUUAGGGUCCCUCCAAUAUAACACUUUGAAUUUAUAUAUCUCUACUCCAAAUUCCUUUGCACAACAUUUUUCCAAACAGAGUCAAGGGUUUCUAUCUCUUCCACCGCCACCCCUCUCUUAACACAUACGCACAGACAGUGAGAAAAGGCCAAUUUGUUUUGUAAUGUCAAGCAGCAACAAGAAAAGGUACAUUCUCAACACAGUGGCAGUGAACCUGGGAUGCAGCACUUGUAGCAAAAGGCCAAGGCUCUCCAGCAUAUUCCGGCCAAAACCAAGGGAAAAACCCCAGUUCCACCACCACCAACCUCGCCAACACGACUCUUCUUCAAGCUCCUGGGAUGCCACCAAAUUUUCCUCCACCGCAGACACCCCACCGGUAUACUGCUCCUCCGAACCAGAGUCAGACAUCAAAAGCCUUCAAGCUGUACAAGGAUUCGGAAAGAUUGGAGGUGAAAGCUUGGCAGUGGAGAAAGACUCCGACGACCCGUAUCUCGACUUUAGAAACUCAAUGCUGCAAAUGAUUCUGGAAAAAGAAAUUUACUCAAAAGAUGAUCUUAAAGAGCUCCUCAACUGUUUCUUGCGACUAAAUUCACCAUAUUACCACGGGAUCAUUGUCAGAGCUUUUACAGAGAUUUGGAAUGGGGUGUACUAAGUAAAAUCUGGUUCUCCAGACUUGAACUUAUAGGCUAUAAAACCUUUGUCAUUUUUAGGGUGUCGUUAGCGUUAGUACGAAAAUAAUCUGAAAGAAUACUGUGGUUCUAUUUCUUUAUAUGUAACACCAGUUUUUAGGAAAAAGUAUUAUGUAUUUAUAGUCU
Molecule: messenger RNA, 1054 nt
Organism: Olea europaea var. sylvestris
Lineage: Eukaryota; Viridiplantae; Streptophyta; Magnoliopsida; Lamiales; Oleaceae
Product: transcription repressor OFP6-like
Exons: 1
Coding region: 403-891 (162 amino acids)
Biological process (GO): negative regulation of DNA-templated transcription
Source: RefSeq, a predicted model, not a curated record